Molecule: messenger RNA, 9072 nt
Organism: Salvelinus namaycush (lake trout)
Lineage: Eukaryota; Metazoa; Chordata; Actinopteri; Salmoniformes; Salmonidae
Gene: arfgef3
Product: ARFGEF family member 3
Exons: 32
Biological process (GO): regulation of ARF protein signal transduction
Molecular function (GO): guanyl-nucleotide exchange factor activity
Source: RefSeq, a predicted model, not a curated record
CAUCGCACUUAUUUUAAAAUAGCUCACUUUGUCAUCUUAGUCUUAUCAUGGAAGAAAUACUACGGAAGCUACAGAAGGACGCAUCUGGAAAUAAGCACAAAGCAAUUCGGGAUUCGUGCGUCUUCGCCUGUGAAACCCUUCAGAAACAAACUGGAUCAGCCACGAUUCCACCGUCUCGGCUCAGAGAAAGAUGCCUUCUCCCUCUUCAGCUGGCACUGGAGUCCAAGAACAUGAAACUGGCCCAGACUGCCCUCACAGGAAUGCAGAAAAUCCUGUGUGAGGACAGGUUUGUGGCUGUGGAGGCGGAGGCUCUGGAGAGCCAGCUGUUGAGUCAGAUGCUGGAUGCAGUGAGGGUGACCCCCAUGCUCCACGAGGACCUGCAGGUCGAGGUCAUGAAGGUCCUUCUCUGCAUCACGUACUCCUCCACCUUUGAGAUCAACGGAGACUCCAUCCUGAGGAUUGCUGAGGUGUGUAUCGAGACGUACAUGUCCAGCUGUCACCAGCGCAGCAUCAACACGGCCGUGAGGGCCACCCUCAGCCAGAUCCUGGGGGACCUCGCCCUGCAGCUCAGACACAGACAGGUCAGCCACCCCAGGCACCUUUGACCUCUUACAUUAUCACCCACUCAGACUAGAAAUGUGUCUCCCACUGCACAGUCCCUGUGUGAUGACGUUGUGACUGUGAUAACCGUCUUCUGCGAGAAGCUAGAGGGGGUUGACCAUGAGAACCAGCUGCUCCAGCUGCUCUACCUAGAGUGUAUCCUGUCCAUGCUCAGCAGCUGUCCUCCCACCAUGCACCUGAACAGAGGCUUCACAGACCUGAUCUGGAAGCAACUUUGUCCGUCGUUGGUGGUGAUCAUGGGAAACCCUGUGAACGACAAGACCAUCACCUCGGCCCACGGCCAUGGAGGGGGGUGUCAGGAUCCAGACCCCUCUCUAGGUGGUGUGUCUGACCAGGGCCGGGGAUCCGGCUGCUCCUCCACCACCCCGGCCAUGAUCGGCCCGGUAGUGCGGACCAUCUGCUACGUGGCUGCUGAGCUGGUGCGCCUGGUGGGCUGUGUGGAGUCCAUGAAGCCUGUUCUGCAGUCGCUGUACCACCGCAUCCUGCUCUAUCCCCCCCCACAGCACCGUGUGGAGGCCAUCAAGAUCAUGAAGGAGAUUCUGGGAAGUCCUCAGCGCUUGUUUGACCUGGCUGGUCCCUGUGUUAUAGAGCCUGAGUCUAGGAAAAGGUCCUUCUCCAAGAGGAAGUCUCACCUGGACCUGCUCAAAUUGGUGAUGGAUGGCAUGACAGAGGCCUGUAUGAAGGGGGGCAUCGAGGCCUGUUACUCCUCAGUGGCGUGUGCCUGUGCCCUCCUGGGAGCUCUGGAUGAGUUGAGUCAUGGGCGUGGCCUACAGUCAGAACAGGCCCGCAUGCUGCUGCGCCGAUUGGACGAGCUGAAAGAGGGGGCAGAAUCCACGCGGGAGUCCAUGGAGAUCAAUGAGGCGGACUUCCGCUGGCAGCGCCACGUCCUCUCGUCUGAGCACGCACCCUCUGAGCCCUCUGCCACCUCCGCCACAGAGCGCAGCCCUGACAUCAGCAUCAGCGUCACCACAGAUACGGGCAAGACCACUCUGGAUGGGGAGCUGGGACAGACCACUCUGGAUGGGGAGCUGGGACAGACCACUCCAGAGGGGCAGGAGUGUGGUGAAGAACCCCGGCUGCCUUCGCCUUCCUCCUGCGGGCCAGACGCUGACCCUGAGCUACGCCCCUGUGUGAGGGAGCCAGGCGCCGAGCCCGGAGGACCCCCAGACGUGGUGCAGCGCAGCCACGCGCUGGUCUACCCCGACAUCACUAACUUCCUGUCCGUGGAUGCCCGGGCGCACCCUCACAGCUCGCGCUACAGCGAGAGCAACUUCAGUGUGGAUGAGGGGGAGAUGUCGCGCACUGAGUUUGAUUCAUGUGACCAGUACUCCAUGGCGGCGGAGAAGGACUCGGGCCGCUCGGAUGUGUCAGACAUGGGCUCUGAUAACUGCUCUCUGGCCGACGAGGAGCAGACACCCAGGGAUUGUCCCGGUCAUCGCUCCCUGAGGACAGCAGCCCUUUCCCUGAAGCUACUGAAGAACCAGGAGGCUGACCAGCAGAGCGCCCGGCUCUUUGUCCAGUCUCUGGCCGGCCUGCUGCCUCGCCUGCUGGGGAUGCACAGCACGACAGACGUGGACACGUCCCUGCAGAACUUCUCCUCCACAUUCUGCUCUGGCCUACAGGCGGGUGGCAUCCAUUCACCAGGCUAUGAGGGCAGUGAGAACCUGAACUGUCAGGCCCUGAUGAACGCUGACGGCCUUUACCUGGUCUCCUACUACGCCUUGCUCCUCAGCCUCAAACUCUGCUGCCAGGACUACUACCGCAGGAGGCCCAUGCCUGUACUGGUCAGCCUGAAAGAGUUUGUUCGUCUCAUCCAGAGCAGUGGGGUGCUGGUGGUGCUGUCUCAGGCCUGGAUCGAGGAGCUCUACCUCCAGGUUCUGGACAGGAACUUGCUGGGGGAGGCUGGCUACUGGGGCUCACCAGAGGAACACUCCUUACCCCUCAUCACCAUGCUAACUGACAUCGAUGGGCUGGGCAGUAGUGCCAUCGGAGGUCAGCUGAUCCGUAAGGCCAACACACAGUCCCCCUUCAGCUGUGACAAGAGUGGCAGUGACACCCUCAUGGCAGGCAUAGUGUUUGCUCGCUACAUCCUGAUGGGCUGCUGGAAGAACCUGAUGGACACCCUGUCCACCCCCCUGACGGGACGCAUGGCGGGCAGCUCCAAGGGCCUGGCCUUCAUGCUGGGGUCUGAGGGGCUGAAGGAGCAGAGCCAGAGGGAGAGAGACACCAUCUGUCUCAGCCUGGAUGGACUACGCAAGGCAGCCGGACUCAGUUGUGCUCUAGGUGUGGCUGCCAAUUGUGCCUCGGCUCUGGCCCAGAUGGCGGCAGCCUCGUGUGUGCAGGAGGAGAAGGAGGAGAGGGAGGUGGGCGAGUCUGGAGAUGCCAUCACACAAGUCAAGCAGCGUGUGGAGCAGAAGCUGGAGCAGAUGGGACGUCCUCAGGGGGUGCGGCUGCACACGGCCCAUGUGCUCUGCAUGGAGGCCAUCCUCAACGUAGGCCUGGAGAUGGGCAGCCACAACCAGGACUGCUGGCCCCACGUCUUCAGGGUGAGCGAAUAUGUCAGCUCUCUGGAGCACAGCCACUUCAGCGAUGGCAGCUCCCAGGCCACCAUGACCAUCACCCAGGCCCAGCAGGCUGUAGACCUUGGGCUGGAUUUGUGCGGCGAGCCUAGUCCGGACAGAGAUCUGGCCCUCAGCAGCCAGCCGGUCAUCCAGCCCCAGUCCAUCCAGGAGCUGCUAAGGGAGGGUAGAGGGGGGAAAGGCCUGGACCGUAGCCUGAUGACUGGGACCAGCGCAUCCAAGGCCGUCUGCACCCUAUCUACACAGGCAGACAGGUUAUUUGAGGACUCUGUCAGUAAACUGAACAUGGUUAGCCUGGUGGGUUUCCUGCACCAGCUGAGGAGAGCAUCUCAGUCCCAGCUCUUUGACUCAGUCACUGAGACAGGAGACUACUCCUUAGCCAUGCCAGGAGAGGCCAAGUCCACCAUGGACAGGCGUAGCGCCCUGCAUCUGUUCCGGUUGGGGGAGGCCAUGCUGCGGAUCGUGAGGAAUAAGACCAGACCCCUGCUGCACAUGAUGAGGGCCUGGAGCGUAGUGGCACCGCACCUGGUGGAGGCUGCCUGCCACAAAGAGCGCCAUGUAUCCCAGAAGGCUGUGUCCUUCAUCCAUGAUGUUCUGAUGGAGGUGUUGACCAGCUGGGCAGAGCUUCCCCACUUCCACUUUAACGAGGCGCUCUUCAGACCCUUCGAGCACAUCAUGCAGCUGGAGCUGUGUGACGAGGACGUGCAGGACCAGGUGGUCACAUCCAUAGGGGAGCUUGUAGAGAUGUGUUCCCCUCAGAUCCAGUCUGGCUGGAGACCUCUAUUCAGUGCCCUGAGGACUGUGCAUGGGAACAAGCCAGACAUGAAAGACUACCUGAUAGGAGAAUAUUCCAUGGGGAAGUCUCAGGCGCCUGUGUUUGAUGUCUUUGAAGCGUUUAUCAACACCGACAACAUUCAGGUCUUCGCCAACGCAGCAACUGACUACAUCAUGUGCCUUAUGAAGUUUGUCAAAGGUUUAGGAGAAGUGGACUAUAAGGAGAUUGGGGACUGUGUCAAUGCCACUGGCUACAGUUCUACAGACCUGUGCCUCCCUGCUCUGGACUACCUGAGGAAGUGCUCCCAGCUGCUUGCCAAAAUCUACAAGAUGCCUUCCAAGCCAGUGUUCCUGGGAGCCCGGCUGGCCAGCCUGCCCAUGAGGGCCCAGGAGAAGUCUGUCAGCAGUGAGGAUGGCAUGGACUGCGUCCUGGCUGAGUUUGACGAUGACACAGGCUUGAUCCAGGUUUGGAUCCUGCUGCUGGAGCAGCUGACUGCAGCGGUAUCGAACUGCCCCCGGCAGCACCAGCCCCCCACCCUGGAACUGCUGUUUGAACUUCUCAGAGCGCUCACCAACUUGCCAGGACCGGGCUUUGCCAUAUUCUCUGUGAUCCAGCUUCUUCUUCCUGUGAUGUCACUCUGGCUCCAGCGUAGCCAUGGCGACCAUGCGUACUGGGACAUAGCCGCAGCCAACUUCAAGCACGCCAUUGGGUUGUGCUGUGAGCUGGUAGUGGAGCACAUUCAAAGCUUCAUCCACUCAGAUAUUGGCUAUGAGCAUCUGAUCAACCUGAUGCUAAAGGACCUCUUCAAGCUGCUGGUGGCCUGUGUGGCUGAACCUGCUGAGACGAUCUCUAGAGUGGGCUGCUCCUGCAUCAGGUACGUGUUGGUGACGGUAGGCCCAGUCUUCACUGAGGAGAUGUGGCGACUGGCAUGCUGUGCCCUGCAGGAUGCCUUCUCUGCCACCCUGGAGCCUGUCAAGAACCUGCUGGCGUGUUUCCGUAGUGGUUCAGACAGCUUCUCUGGGGACGCCUGUGAGGUUAAGGUGGCCGCCCCAUCCCACUCCCCCUCUGCUGAGGCAGAGUACUGGAGAAUCAGAGCCAUGGCCCAGCAGGUGUUUAUGCUGGACACCCAGUGCUCCCCUAAAACCCCCAAUAACAAAGAAGGCUUUGAGCAUGCCCAGUCCUGUGUGCUCAUCAUAGAGCUCCCCUCAGACCAGCAAUCCAAUGGUCACACUCAGAAAAGGAUUCCUUUCAGAACUAUAGUGGUUAGCUUACUCUCUCAUCAAGUGUUGCUCCAGAACCUGUAUGACAUUCUGCUGGAGGAGUUUGUUAAGCACCCUGGUGAUGCUGAGACCCAGGAGAAGACCACUCCAGUAUCUGAUCCUAGACCAUCUGGUUUCCUGCGCUACAUCUCCAUGCAGAACCUGGCCAUCAUCUUCGACCUGCUGCUGGACUCCUACCGCACAGCCCGAGACUUCGACACGCGCCCGGGCCUCAAGUACCUGCUGAUGAAGGUGUCUGGGGUGUGUGGCGCUGCCAACCUGUACCGCCAGUCUGCCAUGAGCUUCAACAUCUACUUCCAGGCCCUGCUGUGUGCCACGCUCACCAACCAAGAGAGCAUCACUGCUGAGCUGGUGAAGAAGAUCCUUUACGAGGAGGACGAGGGCAGCUCCGACUCCUCCCAGCAGUGCUCCUCCGAGGACGAGGACAUCUUCGAGGAGACGGCUCAGGUGAGUCCCCCGCGGGGGAAGGAGAAGCGCCAGUGGAGGGCCACCAUCCCUUCGCUCAGCAUCCAGCCGGUCAGCAGCGCAGACUGGGCCUGGCUGGUCAAGCGGCUGCACAAGCUCUGCAUGGACCUCUGCAACAACUACAUCCAGAUGCACCUGGACCAGGAGAACCUGGUGGACGAGGCAGUGCCCGUCUUCCGGGGGGACCCCCUCUUCUUCCUGCCUUUCUUCCCCUCCACCCCCGAGACUCCCACUCCCUCCAUGGGAGGCCUGUCCGGCCGGGGAACACCCUCAGAUGACAGCGUGCGCUCCCACCUGGCAGAGACGCCGUCGGAGGACACCCACAGCCCUACUGCUGGCUACUGCAUGGACAGCCUGCCACACCUGAGAGGGGAGAGGAGAGACCCAGCGGGCCGCAAGAAGGAGUGGUGGGAGAGUGCUGGGAACAAGCUAUACACCAUCGCCACCGACAAGACCAUCACCAAGCUGAUGAUGGAGUACAAGAAGAGAAAGCAGCAGCACAACCAUACCACCUUCGUGAAGGAGACCAAGGGGGGAGAGACCAGGGGCGAGGCAGGGACGAUGAGGGGCCCAGAGUCCUCCAACCCACAGAGGCCUCAGCAGCUGGUGGACCCGGGGCCCAUGAGACACUCGUUCAGUGCCGGGCCAGAGGUGCUGAGGCAGGAGAAGAUCAGACCCCGCUCCGGUUCUACAGCAAGCUCCCACAGCGUCUCCAUUAGAGACUCAGAGGCUCAGAUACAGGCAUGGACUAACAUGGUUCUGACCAUCCUGACUCAGAUCCAGCUCCUUCCAGACCCUACCUUCGUGGCCCUGCAGCCCGCCGUGUUCCCCUGCAUUAGUCAGCUGACCUGUCACGUGACUGACCUCCGUGUGCGCCAGGCAGUGCGAGAGUGGCUGAGUCGCUUAGGAAGAAUGUAUGACAUCACUAUGUGAGGAGCAGCUGCGUUCCUUACAGUGUUUGUAAAGGGGAGACUAAGGCUCAGCCAAUGAGAAUCUGCAUUGCCACUUUUAGCCGCAUUCAGUUUGAUUGUAAUUUACAGGAAGUCAUUCAGUUUGAUUGUAAUUUACAGGAAGUCAUGCAGUUUAUCUUUGCUAGGUUUUGCUUUAACGCUGUCACUCCUGAAUGAAAUGGAAGUGAGCUUUUUACCAAAAAUAGAAUCGUUGUGUCUUUAAAUUAGCUGACAUAGCUAUUUAUUGUAGAUCCCAAUUUAUGUUUACUACAUAUUAUUUAUAUAAAUUCUUUACAACUGCAAAUAUGCUAUUACAUUAAGAAUAUAUAUAUUUUUUAUUUAUAUUUGUGAUUUGACAUUGGAACAACUGUAUAUAAAUCAGAUAUUGUGCCAUAUGAAGAUAUUAGUUCCAGUUAGCUUUACACAUUUCAGUAGUAAAUUGGUGUACUGCACUCUGACAAGAUUCCAAUCUAUAAAUCAGGCAAAAUGAUUUACCAAGCCCAGGCCCCUCUCAGUGAAAUGGAUGAUAUUCUCUUUAGUAUUAAUUAACAUUAACACAUUUUGUUUAAGAGAGGAGAUUAGAUGCCUUGAUGACACCAGUCAGUCACAAGGCCUUGGUGAAAGUGACCCAGUCCCCUCUAGGUAAACACACCACGUGACCCUAAUCCAGUGAUGCAGUGGUAAAAAAAAAAUAGGUGGAUAAACUAAUUGGCUGUCGCAGGGAAAAAAGUAUGGCUCCCUAUACUUUCGGAGAAAAAAAAUCUGCAAAAGGUAGGGAAACUGUUGGGCCCAAAAUAAUUUUACUCGCGUUUACCCUCCACUACACCACUGCCCUAAUCCAUCCAUUCUUUAAUUUAGAAACAUGAUAGAAUUACAGCCUUGCUAUUAUCUAAGCACGCCUGAGAUCUCACCAUAUAGGUCAAUGAGUCUUACUCAUCAAUGUCCAAUGAAAUCAGAGAGCAAAUCCCCACAUGCUGAUCCUCAUUGAGAGCGCUGUUGAUAAACAACCCAACAAAUACUGUAAGGCAGGAUUAGGUUUCGUUCAUAUACCCUCAAACCUCAACAACAGUUUGGGUUGGAGCCAUGCUCAGAUCUGGCCUGUCUAGAAACGGUCAUCCUUAGAUAAUGUCAGACCCAAACAUGAUGAUUCUCCAAUCAUUACGCCUUUCCCUGACCAUACCCGGACUCCUCGCCAGCCCCUCUAUAGGAAAUGUCGGAAUUGCUAUCGUGUUGUCUGACCUCUCUGACCCUGCUCUAAUAGCUGACAUCUGCUUGGGUAUUAAUGAAAAGGGACAGAUGAUUGAACACUCAGUACAUGUAUCACUAUAAAAUAUGUUCGCCAUUGCUGUUUGUGUAAAUUUGAGCAGUCAAAGGACAGCCUUUUAUGUACCCACCCACACAAUUCUGUCUAGGAUUUUAGUAACUUUAGUGGACUAUUUAUUAGUAGAUAUAAUAUGCACCUGCUCUCAAAACAUGUUCCCUUGAGAAUCUCAUGUACAUUUGUUCCCUAAUGUUUUGAUACAGUUGACAUUUUCAUGCUGGCCUCCAAAGAUUAGUUGAAUCUCUGGUAGUAAAUGUCUGCGCUUAAAAGGUAUUAAAAAUAAAUAUAACUUAUUAGGUUUUCAGCUCUACUGUACUCUAAAAUAGGCAAGAAUUGAAAAAACAGAUCAGAAAAAAUUUAAGUUGGCCAAAUGCAUUUGUGAAUAUAGUACAUUUUUAUAUGGAAGCACUCUCAAGCUCAUUAUAGUAACACACUUUUACAAUGAAUCAAGAUGAUUUCAUAUAGAAGAAAACUGAAAAAUAAGUACAUUUUAAAUGUAGAUAUCUAGAAAGAAACAUGUUAUGAUGUUAGAAUUCUGUCAUGAGAGUUAAUGUAAUAUUUUACUAUUGAAAAGUUUAGUAAUUGCUUUCAUUGCAUAAUUUAUUGAGCGUAUUCUCAUCUGGUCUCCAUUGCAGUACUGGGGGUAGAAUUUUCAGUGUCAAGUUUACUUAUUACAGUGCUUUAUAGUGUAUUUUCUUCUGACUACCUGGGACAGUCUUUUGCAUACAUACUGUUUAUUAUAGAAUGUACCUUUUUUUGUUUACUGUCUUAAUGUAAUGAUCAACUUUGGGAGGUGAAAAUGACUGUACAAUGACCAAAGACCUGCCCACUGUAUGUGUCUAGGGGCUCUAUUCAAUCUGGAUGGCUGAAGCAUUACAGAUUGGGCGAUUUAGAAAUGUAAAGGUAAUUUCCGAUUGAGCUGACAUAUACAUAUAUACAACGUUUACCUUGAAUACAGUCUCCACUGAUGCAGGAAUAUUGCUGUUAAAAUGUAAAUUUGUAUGGUAUGUAUUAAUUUGUGGAUGCCCAUCAUCCAUUUCAUAUAUGUUACAAAUUACAAUUCGUAUGAUGUGUUAUGAAU